AUAGAAAUAAAAUUAAUAAAGCAAACAAUAAUAUAUUGCAAAAAACUGAAAAAUAUUCCAAAAAUAAUGUCUCACAUUAUUUGGAUCCAAUUCUAAAAAUAUCUAAAUUUAAACGAAUACGGAAGAACAGGGAAAAAAGGGACAGAAUCCGAAUUAAUUGGGUUUUUGUCUGUGAAGAUCGAACAUAUGUGAACUUGCUAGAACUAUUGAAUAUUUUGUCAAACAAAAAUUAUGAAGACGAUAUGUACCUGGGCCAUGCAUUGUACGAUAGAGAGGCAUCCAUCAUACAUCAUUUUGCUUUUAUGCAAGAUCCCACCGUGUUCAAAUACCCACACAUCGGUGCAGGCAUGGCUUUGUCGAGAAAACUUGUUAGCAGUAUAAACCAAAAAUUAUCUCGGCAUCCAAUCCAAAAUGACUUCUCGAUAGAUGCAUCCCAUGAAUUAAGUCUCUUUAUAUUGGAUAUAACGAAACUAAUACACGUGAAAGAAUUCUGCUCUAAGAAGAACGAAAUUGAAAACUGCGCAACUUUUCCUAGACCGUUCGAGACUUGUGGCCAUAUGGUUUCGCAAGCGGCACUAUAUUUUGCCGUGAAACAUCGAGAGUUCCAUAAGGAGAGACUGCCGGUUGUAAAAAGCACGUGGGGAGAUAAAGCACAAAAUGUGAUAUACUUCAGCGAAAAGCAAGAUAACUCUAUUCCCACCGUUGGCCUCGAUAUUCCAAACACAGAAGCUGGUCAUUGUUUGAAAACUAUGACAAUUUUCAGAAAAAUUUUAAGCGAGAUUAAAGAUGGGAAAAAGAAGUUUAUAAAGUGGAUUAUUUUAGCUGACGAUGAUACCAUAUUAAGUGUUUCAAGAAUGCGAGAGCUGUUAAGUUGCUACAAUCACACGAAGUCUUCAGUAAUUGGAGAAAGAUAUGGUUAUGUCUUACAUUCUAAAGAGGGGUAUAAUUAUAUAACAGGUGGCGGUGGAAUGGCGCUAACAGUAUCUUUAUUAGAGAAAAUUUUAAACAAAUGUAAAUGUCCAAGUCCAAAAAGUCCAGACGACAUGCUUCUUGGCUUGUGUCUCACCAGGUUAAAGGAUGUGGAAAUAAUUCACUCACCUUACUUUCAUCAGGCGAGGCCAGUCGACUAUGCUCCCGAAUAUUUGAAAAGUUCGCAGCAAAUAUCGUUUCACAAACACUGGAUGAUAGAUCCUUUGAAAGUCUACGAGCAGUGGUUCCAAAACGCUGAUUUGCAAAUGAUCAAAGAGGACAGGACGCAUAUUGAAUUAUAGCGCGAACUGUGAAUAUGUGAUUAAUUG
This is a messenger RNA of Ctenocephalides felis (cat flea), 1298 nucleotides long. RefSeq names its product beta-1,3-glucosyltransferase-like. The record is from RefSeq and is a predicted model, not a curated record. NCBI's taxonomy places the organism in Eukaryota, Metazoa, Arthropoda, Insecta, Siphonaptera, Pulicidae. Gene Ontology annotation, cellular component: membrane. Gene Ontology annotation, molecular function: acetylglucosaminyltransferase activity.